CUACAACAACUACUAUACUUUAUCAAAGAAAACAAACCUCAUUCUUUUUUUGCCUAUUCCUUGGUGACAAAUUGACUCUUGUUUUCGUCUUUUUUUUCUCUUUCUUUUUUUCGGUAGAAAUGGAGCCCCAAUUUGUUUGCAUGGAAAAACAGCUCGCGGAGACGGAUGUCAAUCGCAACUUAGAAGUACGCAACCAGGCACGGUUUUUGCCAGAGGGAAAUGGGAUCAUGCUUAUAACUGACCGAGAUAGAAAGACAUAUGAAUUCGUAGCAUCAAGAAGGAGAAGUGGGAGGCGUUCUCUGACGCGCCAGUGGAUCGAUUUUGCUGCAUCAAAGGGUCUUCGAGCCGGUGAGUUCAUAAGGAUUAAUUGGACAGGGCAUGAGAAUCACUAUGAGGUGCAGGCGGCGAACCCUACAGACACAGCCAAACAUUUAUCCUUCCCUCUUCAUCUUCCCCGGAGUACACCACUGCCUCCCACUAUCACAUCACCUGCAAUAAACGCCGUCAACAUAAGAAAGAGAGAUAAAGAGACUUCGGACACUGUCCACUCCGUCGGGGCGGUGGUGGCGUCGAUUUCAACUGCUAUAAUCCGGACACUGUGCACUCCGGCGGAGAGACUUGGAGAGAAUGAGAAACGUUAG
Molecule: messenger RNA, 641 nt
Organism: Ilex paraguariensis (yerba mate)
Lineage: Eukaryota; Viridiplantae; Streptophyta; Magnoliopsida; Aquifoliales; Aquifoliaceae
Source: the annotation of a GenBank genome assembly